Molecule: messenger RNA, 2802 nt
Organism: Mycena citricolor
Lineage: Eukaryota; Fungi; Basidiomycota; Agaricomycetes; Agaricales; Mycenaceae
Source: the annotation of a GenBank genome assembly
UGGAGAAGUGCCAUUGGGGCUCGCCGACGUCGAACUGAAAUCUGCAUUCUACGAGACGAAGGCCAUUGCAGAAGCCAGAUGUGCAAGACUGUACACUUAUUCCCAAGUAGAAGAUACAGGAGGGUUGAGACCAGUUAUCAGCUGCAGCAAAGUCGGAAAGGCUGGAGGGUCUUGAAGAUCGAGAAGCAGUCCAGCGUGGAACGUGGUAAAGAAGGAGAGCACAGCAGACACGGAGAGAUCGAGACAGAUUAUAAAUGGAAGGAAAGUCUCCGAUGCUCGAAGGAGUGUCGUUUCAUGUUAGUGAGUAGCACCGUAGCAGGACCGCAGAUGAUAUGAAUAAGACCUUGCUGUUGCCACUCGUCUCUCCGCACCUGUUCGUUCUUGACUGACGAACCCGGUCCCUUUCACACCCUAUAAACCCAAGAAGUAAUCUACAACUCGCAUAUUUGACAACGAUGGCACCCAAGGGGUCGAUGGCUUCUCUGUUCCAUCCCAAGAAACCCAAGAAAGAUGCGAAAGGGUCUGCCCCCGCAUCUCCAUCUGCGCAACCUCCUAGGAAAACUCCUAUCACCCGGCAGCACACUGCGCCCCCGAAGGAGGAGGACGAGGAGCUCCAGUUGCCGGACACGCCGUUCCAGGAAUUCAAACUCAUGUCGUCCUCGCUGAAUGGAUGGAAAUACGACGUGAUGAAAUUCGACUCGCGCAAGCCCGUCGAGCUGACGCGAUGGCAACUCCCAAUCAAACUCAAUAGGAAGGAGAUGCGGUCGGAGGAGGGUACGAGUGUGCAAGUGCCUGUGGGUCCUAUGUUAGGGCUGGACGGGAAGCCGGUGAUUGGAGUGGACGGGCAGAUCGUCAUGGUGGAUGCCGAGGGGAAAAUGAUACAACCGGAGGGCAAGGACAAGGACAAGGAUAAGGAUGCCCCGCCCGCGAAGAAGAAGUUUCAGAAGAAGACGAAGCAGGUUUUCAAGGUUGAUGACGAGACGAGACGGCUGAGGAGAGAGGAGCGAUACCCCUGGGUGAUAGAGGAUGCGACGGGUGCUGAGACAUGGUAUGCGCAGCUGGAGGAUACAACCAAGGCUACAACGCACGCCUUCUUCAUGCCCGCCGCGAAUGAUAUAUUCAAAUUCGUGCCGGCACAUCGAUGGUACAAGUUCCAGAAGAAAUUGAAACAUGAAUUUCCAACAGAUUCGCAGGGCAUGGAAGCUGCGUUCACAAAUCGACAAAAGCGUGACCCUCAGCAAUGGCUAGCGAAGCGGAACGGGAAAGGACCGUCCGAUGAGACGGUAGCCAUGUUCAAGGCUGAAUCGGAAGGACGAGCUUUGGCUGGCAGCAGCACUAUGGUGCAUAGCGCAUCACACAGCUUGGGUCCGAAUGGACGAAAACUGAAAACUGUGGAUAGUGGUAUGAAUGGACUGUUCGGUGACGACGAUGAGGAUGGAAGCGCGAAGCGGCGACUAGAGAAGGAAUAUGGAGGCGAAGGAGAUCUCGAUGAAAUGGUCUACGAAGAGGAAUUCGCCGACGACGACGAGAAGAUCGAGGCUGAAGCGGAAGAUGACGAGGUUAAAGAGCUUGAGGAACGAUUGAAACGGGAAUACAAGAACGCCAACAAGACAAGGGAGGGCAAUGUCGAUGAAUCGGACGACGAAGAGAUGCCUGGAAUGACAAAACAGGCCAAGGCAAUGCAGAAGUUGAUUCGAAAUCGGGAAGGCAACGAUGCAUACGAUAGUGACGAGGAAAAGAACCCGUACGCAAGCUCAGAAGAGGAAGAGGAGGAGGAAGAAUUGCCGACACAGCCAGUUAUCAUACAGCCACCAGUUCCACCUGGGGCCGCCGGGCAACCACCAGGAGCAGAGACUGCGGCGGGGCCAGCGUCUCCUACGUCUGAUGUCAGAGCGACUUCGCCUCUGCCAUCGCCUGGGCUUGGAGGACAUUCUGUGGUUGCAAAACGAGCGACGAGUCCCAAUGUGGGCAAUAAGUUGAAGACCAAUGGCAGUCGGGCCGGGAGUCGGGCCGGGAGCCCAUUGGCCAGCCGGGCCACGAGUCCAUUAGCUACUGGCGGCAGUCGAGCGGGCAGUCCAGUCGCCACUGCGAAUGGGGCCGCUAUCAAGAAGCGCAAAGCAACGGAGGAUGCUGGAUCACCGUCGCCGACGUCGCCGACAGCCCCGAAUGCACCGACGAAGAAGAAGCGCAGGGUCAACGCAGGUGCGGGCGAGCUCGAGGACAAGAUGGUGAUCGAAUGGCUGAAGAAUACCCCCAACGCAACAACUCGAGACUGCAUCCAAUAUUUCCAGCCGUAUUUCUUGGCCGAGGGAAACAAAGCCAAGUUUACGGCCCUGAUCAAAGAGGUUGCCAGCCUCAAGAACGGGGUUUUGAUUCUGAAGCCGGAGUACAGUGGCUGAUAGUCGAUUACUUGGGCGUCAAUUACUUGUGAUAUGGUGGUAUGUACGCUAAACGUAUCGAGAGAUCACAUGAGAUAUUCGUAAUAGUCGUGUCUCGUGAGUGUGAAUAAACAGACAUGAGGAGUAAGCACGGAUAGCAAAAAAAUAAAUGAAUCAUCACGUCAGGCUGGGCCAUUUCAGCCGCAAGCCUUCGAGCCAUCGCAUGUAUAGUAGCUCAGCAAUAGGAGAUUUCUUGGCUGCAGGCUCUUCUGCGUCGGUCGGAUCCGCGCUCGAUGGAAGGCCAGUCACAUCCUCCUGCACUUCGGUCACAACCAAUCCUUUCGCAGUCAUCUCGCUCUUGCGGAUAAUUCGUCUGUGAGGGAACAGGCCUCGAGCCGUUUGUACAUGUUGUCGGACAGCAGUG